Messenger RNA from Drosophila bipectinata, 691 nucleotides. RefSeq names its product Insulin-like peptide 2 (gene Ilp2). Lineage: Eukaryota; Metazoa; Arthropoda; Insecta; Diptera; Drosophilidae. Gene Ontology annotation, cellular component: extracellular region. Gene Ontology annotation, molecular function: hormone activity. The record is from RefSeq and is a predicted model, not a curated record.
CAGCUUUCAGUACAAACAUCCUUUGGAUACACCUUACACACAGUUCCAGUUACCAAAAACAAAGCCAUAAAUAUGUGCAAGGUACUUUCGCUCGCUGUGCUCCUCAUCCUGGCUUUCGUUGCCUCCGUUCACUCCUGGAGUCCCACCGAUAAUGUGAUGCGGUGCAGCUUCCAGCUGUCGGAGGCCUUGUCCCUGAUCUGCAAAGAGUUUAACCCGAUCAUUCCCCGCGGACAGAAGCGCGGCAUGCCCAUCACCGAAAUGGAUCCUCUGGAUCCCAUCCAAUACGUGGAGGAAAAGGAGAGCGAUUCCUCCGCCCUGGACGUGCCCCAAUACUCGUUUGCCUCACUGUACAGUGGACGAUUCAAUGGUGACGGUCCCGUCAACUCCUUGUCGGCCCUCCACCGACGCACCCGUCAAGGUAUUGUGGACCGAUGCUGCAGGACCAAGUGCUCCUACUCCACCCUCCUUGAGUACUGCUCCGUUCCCCUGUAAUGGAUUUAAAGACUCACCCCGCAACGAAUCUCCACUCCCCCUGACCUUUGACUCUCCCUGGAUUUGGUUGGAAACCAACCAACCAUGUGCAUAUAUAUUAAAUACGAUGGCGAUUAUCUAUAGCUUGUUGCAUGUUAACGUUUGUAAGAACGAUCCAAAUAUAUAGAAUAUAUCCUGCUUUGGGCAUUAGCAAACCAAA